This is a messenger RNA of Hyphopichia burtonii NRRL Y-1933, 2292 nucleotides long. It is a transcript of the gene MSI3, whose product is annotated as adenyl-nucleotide exchange factor. NCBI's taxonomy places the organism in Eukaryota, Fungi, Ascomycota, Pichiomycetes, Serinales, Debaryomycetaceae. The record is from RefSeq and is a predicted model, not a curated record. The coding region runs from base 4 to 2106 and encodes 700 amino acids. Gene Ontology annotation, molecular function: ATP-dependent protein folding chaperone; ATP binding. The transcript has a single exon. Gene Ontology annotation, biological process: protein folding. Gene Ontology annotation, cellular component: cytosol; nucleus.
GAAAUGUCUACUCCAUUUGGUGUUGAUCUCGGUAACAAUAAUACUGUUAUUGCUUGUGCUAGAAACAGAGGUAUUGAUAUUAUUGUCAAUGAAGUUUCUAACCGUUCCACUCCAUCAUUGAUUGGAUUUGGAUCCAGAAAUAGAUUUAUUGGUGAAACCGGUAAAAAUCAACAAACUUCUAACUUGAAAAACACUGUUGAUAACUUGAAAAGAAUUUUGGGUUUAAAUUUUAAAGAUCCAGAUUUUGAAAUUGAACAAAAAUAUUUUUCAGCUCCAUUAGUUGAAAAUAAGGAUGGUGGUAUUUCUGCUAAAAUUAGAUUCUUGGGUGAAGAACAAGAAUUUACUUCAACUCAACUUGCUGCUAUGUACAUUAACAAAAUUAAGGAUAUUACUUAUAAAGAAACCAAAGGUAAUAUCACUGAUAUUUGUCUUUCUGUUCCAGUUUGGUACACUGAAAAACAACGUCGUGCUGCCGCCGAUGCUUGUAGAAUUGCUGGUUUAAACCCAGUCAGAAUUGUUAACGAAGUUACCGCUGCUGCUGUUGGUUAUGGUGUUUUCAAAGCUGGUGAUUUACCAGAAGAAAAACCAAAAACUGUUGCUUUUGUUGAUAUCGGUCAUUCUUCUUUACAAGUUUCUAUCGCUGCUGUUAAGAAGGGUGAAUUGAAAAUCUUGGGUUCUGCUUACGAUAAACAUUUUGGUGGUAGAGAUUUUGAUUACGCUAUUGCUAAUCACUUUGCUGAUGAAUUUAUUGGUAAAUAUAAAAUUAAUGUUAGAGAAAAUCCAAAAGCUUUCUAUAGACUUUUAGCCGCUGCUGAAAAAUUAAAGAAAGUUUUAUCUGCUAACACUCAAGCUCCAAUUAAUGUCGAAUCCAUUAUGAACGAUAUUGAUGUUUCUUCUUCUUUAACUAGAGCUGAUUUAGAAGAAUUUGUUCAACCAUUAUUAGAAAGAGUUCACAUCCCAAUAGAAACUGCUUUAAAAGAUGCUGGUCUUUCUAAUUCUGACAUUGACUCUAUUGAAGUUAUUGGUGGUUGUACCAGAGUUCCAGCUUUGAAAGCUAAAUUAAGUGAAAUCUUUGGUAAACAAUUGUCUUUCACUUUAAAUCAAGAUGAAGCUAUCUCAAGAGGUAAUGCUUUCAUCUGUGCUAUGCACUCCCCAACUUUAAGAGUUAGACCAUUUAAAUUUGAAGAUUUCAACCCAUACUCAGUUUCUUACUUCUGGGAUAAAGAAGAAGAAGAUGAAGAUCACUUGGAAGUUUUCCCAAGAGGUGGUCUUUUCCCAUCUACUAAAAUCAUUACUUUAUACAGAAAAGGUGAUUUUGAAGUUGAAGCUAAAUAUACUAAUAGAGAAGAAUUACCAAAAGGUACCGAAUCUACUUUAGUUAAAUGGGUUAUUAAAGGUGUUGUUCCAAAUGAAGGUGAAUCAUCUAUCCCAGUUAAAUUGAAAUUAAGAAAUGACCCAUCUGGUUUCUACACCAUUGAAUCUGCUCACACCGUUGAAGAAAAAUUGGUUAAAGAAUUGGUUGAACCAAAAGAAGGUGAAGAAGUUGAUGAAGAUGCUGAACCAGAAUACCGUGAAGUUAAAAAAUUGGUUAAAAAGGAUGAUUUAACCAUCAUUGCUCAAACUUCUGCUUUAACCGAUGAAUCUAGAGAAAAAUUAACUGAAAAAGAAAACUCUUUAGUCAUGGAAGAUAAAUUAGUUGCUGAUACUGAAGAUAGAAAGAAUGCUUUAGAAGAAUACAUUUAUGAAUUAAGAGGUAAAUUAGAUGAACAAUAUAAAGAUUUUGCUAGUGAUGAAGAAAAAUCUAAAUUAUCUGAUAUGUUAAUGAAAACUGAAGAUUGGUUAUAUGAAGAUGGUUUUGAUUCCACCAAAGCUAAAUAUAUCGCCAAAUAUGAAGAAUUGGCUUCCAUUGGUAACAUCAUUAGAGGUCGUUACUUAGCCAAAGAAGAAGAAAAGAAACAAGCUUUAAGACAAAAACAAGAAGCUUCUCAAGCUGCUGCCAUGGCUGAAAAAUUGGCUGCUGCUAGACAAGCCAACAAGGACAAGCCUGAAGAAAAAACUGAAGAAAAAGCUGAAGAAAAAGCUGAAGACAUCGAAAUGCAAGAAUAAGCAAAUGCCCCCUAGAUUAUCAUGAUAGAGUCAAAACAACUAACUCACCAAAAUCACAAUAUAAAUCAAUUAUCGUCGAUUAACUCACUGUAAUGAAUUGAAUUCUAAUGUAUUUUUUCUUUCUCGUGGUAUAUUUAUAUACACUUUUUUUUUUAUUCCUUUUCUUUAAUAAACUAAUCAUAUAAG